This is a messenger RNA of Helianthus annuus (common sunflower), 519 nucleotides long. RefSeq lists its product as uncharacterized. The record is from RefSeq and is a predicted model, not a curated record. NCBI's taxonomy places the organism in Eukaryota, Viridiplantae, Streptophyta, Magnoliopsida, Asterales, Asteraceae. Bases 1 to 519 code for a protein of 172 amino acids. The transcript has a single exon. Gene Ontology annotation, molecular function: zinc ion binding; nucleic acid binding.
AUGGACAGGAAUGAUAUUAGGAUAGGGGUGCCAGAAGAAUUGGUUGAUGAAGUGUAUUGGUUAUCCACAUGGAAGAAGGUUUAUGAGAAUGUGAUUAAUCCAAUUCCCGGGCCUGAGAAUUGGAUACCCUCACAAUGUCCCACCAAACUUCUACCUCCCAAACACCAUAAGCAGGUUGGGAGGCCACAAAAGAAGAGAAAGAAAUCAGUUGGUGAGGCUGAAGUUGAAGCUCCUUUUGAUAGUGAGGGAAAAAUGACCAGGAAGGGAAAUACAACCAAGUGCAGCAAGUGUGGAAAUUUGGGACACAACAGUAGGACAUGCAAGGGGCAGGGUGGGGAGAAUGUUGUACAUGCACCAAGUGAGGAUCAAGUUGCAGGUGGAGAAAACAAAACCAGGAAGAAGUGUAGCAAGUGUGGAAGCUUGGGUCACAACAGUAGGACAUGCAAGGGCCAGGGAGGGGAGAAUGUUCAAGAAUCUCAAACUGUAUCACAAGGUGCACCAAGUGAGAGUGAAGCUUAG